Molecule: messenger RNA, 1771 nt
Organism: Paramecium sonneborni
Lineage: Eukaryota; Ciliophora; Oligohymenophorea; Peniculida; Parameciidae
Source: the annotation of a GenBank genome assembly
AUGUCAAGAAUAUCUGAAAAUUUGGCCCAGAAACUUAUAAAGGAAUUUCUUUAUCAUUUUGAUAUUUUUGCCCAAUAACCCAAUUUUACAAUCCUCAAUCGCAACAAAUUUCCCUCAAUACUUGGCUUUUUAAUUUCAAUAAUGAUUGCUUUGUUUGGACUCUAUUUUUUUCUUACAGAAAUAGUUUCUAUGGUCUCUAAAUCAAAACCUGCUAUUUAUCAAACCGAAUUAUCUAUAACUGAAACAGAAGUAUAAAAAUUAACAAUAUUUAGCCAUUUAUCCUUGAAAAUGAUAACUUUACUUUAGCAGUAUCUAUUGUAAAUCGUUACUCAGAGCCAUUGAUAGGAAUUAAUCGAUAUUUUUAAUUAAAUAUAAGUUAAUGCGAGAGAUUAAGGAUAAAGGAUUAAUCAUCAGGAAAUAUUUCUGUGAAUUUGAAGUAAAUAUUACUGGAAUAAUAAGUUGUACAUAAAUGCCAAUCGAGCCAUGUAAUAUGUCACAUUUCACAACUGAUUUACAGAAAGACUAUUUUUCAAUCAUUAGAAUGGGAGGUAUCUAAUGUAUUAAUAGGAAAUAUUUGAAAGAGAAUCCAUUAGUAUAUAAAUUUUUAAUGUAUUAGGUUCUUUAGGGGUAGAUUUCAUCUCAAGCAUUUAGAUACAUAUUUAUCUAAUUUACUACCUGUUAAAAUACAAGUUUAUUUCAUGAUUGUGCACCUUAAGGGGAAAUAGAAAGUAUAUUAUAAUCAGGACAUUACAAUAUUUAUAAAAGUGAUUACCUUACAAAACUUGACAAACCAGGAUAACCUUAUUAAGAAAUAAUCACUAAUGAAUUUACAAGUUUUUCUUUAAGUACUUCUAAGACUAUUUCAUAAAAAUAUAAAAUCUAAUAAACAUCUACAGAUGAAGGAUUAAUAUGGGAAUAAAUUUAGGAUUAAUCGAAUAUUUAAUAAAGUGAAUGGAGAGAAAUAUCUGAAUUUUACAAUAAUCAAUAUAUUGUUGUUCACUAUAUACGAUUAGAUUACAAAUAAACAAAUAACAUUAGAACAUAUGUUAAGUUAUAAACUAUUCUAGGAAAAUUAGGUGGAAUAUUCUAAAUAUUUAUUAUGAUAGUGGCUAUUGUAUUAAAACCUAUUAUUGAAAACUUUAUGAAAUUAGAAAUUGUGAAUUCUAUUUUCAAUUUUUCUGAUUAAAUUGAAAUUCAAAAUCAAUAAUCUUCUCAUGUCAUGAUGAUUUAAACUGAUAGGGAUAGAAAAGAUUGUAUAAAUAAAUCUAUUAAUCAGCAAAAAUAACAUUAACCUAUCUAAAAUAAUCAACAAAAUAAAUUUAGUUAAUCUAAACUUGAUCCUUGGUUAAUAAUAUUUGGAUGUAAUUAAUAAAAAAAAAAAUAAUUUAUAAUCGCAAAAAACAAAAUUAAUAAAUAUCUAGAAAUCGUCAACAUUUUAAGAAAAUUGUAAGAGAUUGAAAUUCUUAAAAAGAUUUUGCUUACAGAAGAGCAAUAGAUAAUAUUGAAAAAAUAUAGAAGAUAAAUAAAUUAAAAUAGUUUUUCUAAUAAUGAAGAGAAUUAGAAAUAAAUUGAAAAUACUAAUCAAAAACUGGAAUUAGACAAAUGUAUGAUUUAAUAGAAAAGCAAAACAGUUUUAGAUUAACUUGGUAUCAAAUUACCAGAGUAAAUAGUAUACAAAGAUACUUUUAACUCAUGUUAUAAAUUGAAAGAAAUUUAAUCAGUAGGUGAUUUUGAAAUCUAAGAGCCUAUAGCUUAAACACCAAAAACAUGA